Messenger RNA from Thamnophis elegans (Western terrestrial garter snake), 783 nucleotides. It is a transcript of the gene ERMN, whose product is annotated as ermin. The coding region runs from base 1 to 783 and encodes 260 amino acids. Gene Ontology annotation, biological process: actin filament organization; regulation of cell projection organization; morphogenesis of a branching structure. Gene Ontology annotation, cellular component: paranode region of axon; myelin sheath; filopodium. The transcript is spliced from 3 exons. The record is from RefSeq and is a predicted model, not a curated record. Gene Ontology annotation, molecular function: actin filament binding. NCBI's taxonomy places the organism in Eukaryota, Metazoa, Chordata, Lepidosauria, Squamata, Natricidae.
AUGACAGAAGAUAUCCAAGCUCCGACCAGUAUUAAUCAGAACAUGUCUUCUGAGAAACCUCAGCUCCAAGUCAUUGAUAUUAUUGAUCAACUAGCUAAUUCUUCUGAGAUACGUCCAUAUGAAAUUACAGAGAUUAAUCCCGGCUCUCCCUUUAUAGAAGAAAAUCAAGAAGGUGCUAAACAUUUGGCAGAGAAUUCAGCACACCAAAUUUCGGAUGCUACAAAAGAACUUCAAGGAAAGCCAGAAGGAAAAAGUGAAGAAAAAAAUUGUCUCAUUUACCAGGAAUCAAGAGUCAGUGAAGAAGAAUCCAGAGACGGGCUCCAUGAGAAGGCUGCUACUUUAAGUACUAAAGAAUGUCAGGGGGAAGAAAAUGUCUCAUCCAAAUUUUGGGAUGAAAGCACCGAUAUCCCUACAGAAGCAGAGGAGGAGCAAAGAAAGGUACAGUUGAACGAGACCAGCGACCAAAUUAAAGAAGAAACACUCUUAAAAGACAGCGAGAGCCUAACAGAAGAAGACUGGGAAGGUGAAGAUGAUGAAUUUCAACAGGAAACCAGCACGGCUUUUCAUAAAAAAGGGCAAGAAAACCAUAAUACCCAAGGCCUUCCUACCAGUCCCAGCUGUGCCUCUCAGACUGAGAAAUAUGAUGACCAGCCAGGGGCCCUGAAAAAAAAUGAUAUCUCUCGGCACAGUUAUUCUCGUUAUAACACAAUAUCCUAUCGGAAGAUCCGGAGGGGAAACACUAAACAGAGAAUCGAUGAAUUUGAGUCCAUGAUGCAUUCAUAA